Messenger RNA from Balaenoptera musculus (blue whale), 999 nucleotides. Its product is annotated as alpha-1,3-mannosyl-glycoprotein 4-beta-N-acetylglucosaminyltransferase-like protein MGAT4E. Bases 364 to 999 code for a protein of 211 amino acids. Lineage: Eukaryota; Metazoa; Chordata; Mammalia; Artiodactyla; Balaenopteridae. Gene Ontology annotation, molecular function: acetylglucosaminyltransferase activity. The record is from RefSeq and is a predicted model, not a curated record. Gene Ontology annotation, biological process: protein N-linked glycosylation. The transcript has 2 exons.
ACUCUGGCCGGUGGUCAGACAUCCUGAGAAUGUGCUGGGCUUGCUCUGGGGAGACUGACCCACUCUUUCCUUGGAAAGGCUCAUGGGAAACCACUAGUGGCUAAACCCUGUUCUUUUUAUGAAAGGAGGACCAGGCGUUGCCUCUGCCAAGGCCGCAGGAGGGCAGUUAUAGGAGAAGGAAGGAUCUGGAGCCACUAGAAGACUGGCAGAAUCUCACCUUCAAAUAUUGGGAAAAAAUCCAGCAGAGAAAGAAGAAUCGUGGCGGGGCAGCCGCUGCCGACCCACGCCCCGCCGGAGGCCUAUCCCCCCGAGGGCGGUGUCGGGGCGGGGGCAUCUCGCCAGGAGCCCUGCUCCCGGCGGACCAUGGACCACGCCUUCCUCAUGAGCUUGGCCACGAAGCUCUCGGAGUACUUCCUGCUGCUGGAGGACGACGCCUUGUGCGCCCCCAACUUCAUCAGCCACGUUCAGCGGAAAGUGGACACCCUGGGGUCCCAGCCCUGGGCGCUCCUGGAGUUCUCCAACCUGGGCUUCCUGGGCAAGCUCUUCCGCAGCGGGGACCUCCCGGUGCUGGCCCACUUCCUCCUCCUCUUCUACAGGGAGAAGCCCCUCGCCAGGCUCCUCCCUCACUUCCGCACCCUCCUGGCCCAGAAGGACCCGAUCCUCUGCCGACCGUUCCUGUUCUACCACCGGGUCUCCUACCAUGCGCCGAACGACAGCCAGAAGGCCUCGGGCAUGCAGAAAAAGAGCCCCUACGCCCCUGACAACCCACCAGGAGCCGUUUUCACCGACAUGAAGGUUUUUGAGGUCCAUUUCCCCUGGGAGGCCUACACUCUGGACGAGUCCUUCUUUUGGACCCACAAUGUUAGCGCAGGGAACCACCUGACGGUCAUCCUGAACCACCCAGCAGACCCGAGGAGGGUGCCGGUACUGACGGGCACCAUCGUGGAUGGCAAGCACGCCCUGCAGAAGGGGCAGGUGGAGCUGGGCUACGAGCCCUAG